Messenger RNA from Nymphaea colorata (pocket water lily), 2090 nucleotides. RefSeq names its product diacylglycerol kinase 1-like. Gene Ontology annotation, molecular function: ATP-dependent diacylglycerol kinase activity. The record is from RefSeq and is a predicted model, not a curated record. The coding region runs from base 303 to 1784 and encodes 493 amino acids. The transcript is spliced from 13 exons. NCBI's taxonomy places the organism in Eukaryota, Viridiplantae, Streptophyta, Magnoliopsida, Nymphaeales, Nymphaeaceae.
GAACGUUCUCUCCUUACCAACGUUCAGCGUCCCCACUGCCGCACCUCCUCUCUCUCUCUCUGUCUCUUUCUCUUCCCCUUUGCUUGUCCCUUCUGCUUCCCUUCUUAUGCUUUGCAUCGAAGGCUUCGAGCCACUAAUUCUCCAACACGGCGGGAAGCGGUCUGUGAAAUUUCUCUUAUCAGAAAAGGAGAGUGAGACCACAGGUCGACGUAUUGCGUUGGAACGAUUGAGUUCCGGGGGUGAUCCCUGCUGCUGGAUGUAAAUAAGUUUACUGCAAGUUUGCAAGAUAAAGGGGGGCAGAGAUGGGGGACUGUAGUUCAUGCAGUUCAAAUACUACUCAAUUCCUUAGAGAGUUCUACAUUCCAGACUACAUAAUUGACUCCGAGGCAGCCAUCCAGGAUAUGUCAUAUUUUCCUGAAUGUCCAGUAAUGGUGUUCAUUAACUCAAAAAGUGGAGGUCAGCUUGGUGGGGACCUGCUGUCAACGUACAGAAUGCUUCUUAAUUCUGCACAAGUUAUUGACUUGGGAGCAGAUGCACCUGACAAGGUCCUUCACAAGGUUUAUGCCAACAUUGAACGUCUUAAGGCUAAUGCUGACAGCCUUGCUUUUCAUAUUGAGCAGAAGAUGAGACUAAUUGUUGCAGGUGGAGAUGGUACGGCAGGAUGGCUUCUUGGUGUAGUUUGUGAUCUCAAGCUUGCUCAGCCACCUCCUGUAGCUACUGUUCCUCUGGGAACUGGAAAUAAUCUGCCUUUUUCCUUUGGUUGGGGAAAGAAAAAUCCAGGCACAGAUCGUGACUCUGUCAAGUCCUUCCUUAAACAAAUGAAGGAUGCAAAGGAGAUGAGAAUUGAUAGCUGGCAUAUUCUUAUGAGGAUGAAAGCUCCUGCAGAAGGUGCUUGUGAUCCUAUUGCUCCUCUAGAACUUCCACAUUCUUUGCAUGCAUUUAAGCGUGUAUCUCAUACAGACUCAAUGAGUGAGGAUGGGUAUCACACAUUUCGAGGUGGCUUUUGGAACUACUUUAGCAUGGGGAUGGAUGCUCAAGUAUCUUAUGCAUUUCAUUCUGAAAGGAAGCUACACCCAGAAAAAUUCAAAAAUCAAUUGGCUAACCAGACAACCUAUGCAAAGCUUGGUUGCUCUCAAGGAUGGUUUGCUGCUCCUCUUUUCCAUAAAUCAUCCCGGAAUAUUGCUCAGCUUGCAAAGGUGAAGGUAAUGAAAAGGCCUGGUCACUGGGAGGACCUUCACAUCCCACGCAGCAUCAGAUCCAUCAUAUGCCUAAACUUGCCUAGCUUUUCUGGUGGUUUUAAUCCAUGGGGAACGCCAAACAGUAAGAAAAAGAGAGAUAGGGACUUGACUGCACCUUAUGUAGAUGAUGGUCUUAUUGAGGUGGUAGGAUUUAGAGAUGGUUGGCAUGGACUUGUUUUACUUGCGCCUAAGGGACAUGGGACUCGACUUGCACAGGCACGUCGCGUACGCUUUGAGUUUCACAAGGGCGCAGCAGAGCACACGUACAUGAGAAUGGAUGGGGAACCAUGGAAACAGCCUCUCCCUAGUGAAGACGAUACUGUGGUGGUUGAGAUUUCACACCUCGGUCAAGUCAAUAUGCUGGCUACUCAUGAUUGCAAAGCCAAAAGCGUUGACGAUCCUAGCACUCCUUCUCCUCGUCGCGAGGAUGAAGACGAUGAGGACAGUAUGGCGUCCGAUGAGGAGUCCGAGGGGAGAAGGAAGUUUGGAGCGGCGGACACUUUCAGAUUUUCUUUUGAUGAUGAUGUUCUUGCGCGCAACAGUUAGUGCUUCUCAUUGCUAUAGACGUGGUAGAUUUCCUGUCAUUCGAAAUCUGUAAUUUUGUUGGUCCUCUUUCUAAGUUUCCUUUUGUUGGGUGGAAUUUGAUUCCCGAUGUUUUCUUUUGAAAUAGAUAGAAAGAGGAAAAUUGGCAAAACAUGUUGUGUUUAUGUUCAGUUCCUUCUCUAUGGUGGUGUGGAUUCGACUCUCUUGUAUAUUCAGAAGAAGCAUCAUAACUACUUUUUGUUGGUCCUACAAACAGUACUUCUUUAAUUAUUAAUGCUAUUAUGUAGCCUAUUUUUAAGAUAGUUAAAA